AUGUUAUACGAGUUAGUGGGAAUCACCAGGGUGAUCAGAACUUCACCUAAUGAGGAUGUUAAAGCAGAAAUCAAUCCCAUGGGGAUUAAGUUUCUGCCAAAGAUUAUGACAAAAACUCAGGAGAAGCAUUACAAAGGCAAUCAUUUCAUGCUGUUGUUUGAUUCCUCUCCCACAGUUCAGUCCGAAAUUUUGAGGACAUUGAGGAAUGAUCCACGAGUAGUCCGUGCUAAUGUCUUUAAGGUAACCCACUCGAAAGGGGCCUUAGACAUUGCAUCAUGUUUUUCUAGAACGGACUCUUAA
Messenger RNA from Komagataella phaffii GS115, 300 nucleotides. RefSeq lists its product as hypothetical. The record is from RefSeq and is a predicted model, not a curated record. Gene Ontology annotation, cellular component: ribosome. Gene Ontology annotation, biological process: translation. The transcript is spliced from 2 exons. Gene Ontology annotation, molecular function: structural constituent of ribosome; rRNA binding. Bases 1 to 300 code for a protein of 99 amino acids. NCBI's taxonomy places the organism in Eukaryota, Fungi, Ascomycota, Pichiomycetes, Pichiales, Pichiaceae.